AAUCUCAUCUCUUUCUUCUUGUUUUUUUUUCCGUUCCUAAUUUCUGCAAAAGAAUCAUCCUAAACCCUUGCCUUUCAUUCUUAAACCCUUCACUCCAACACCCAAAAAUCAAAAACUAACACUACACAAAUGACACUUUUCCAUUUCCUUUGGACCAAAUCCACCACCAUUUCUUCCAUUUCCAAAACCUCAAUUUCCCCAAAUUUCCUCACUUCCCAGUUCAGACAACUUUCCACUUCUUUCCUCGUCACCAAAACCCCUAAAAAAUUCCGCAAGAAACGAAAGAAAAAAGAAUCCCCACGUACUAAAUUAGUUCAAACUCAACCAAACAUCAACCCCCACUUCGAAAGCAUCCUUUUUCGUGACACCCAUUUCAGAUUUUUAACUAAAACCAAAGAAUUCCUAUCCAAACAACCCCUUAAUGUUCUUCGUCUUGAUGAUGCUGGAAAACUUCACCAACAACUUGGGUUUCCACGUGGCAGAAAAGUUGUCCGAUCCCUUCAACAACACCCGAAAAUUUUCGAGAUUUAUAGGCAUACUGAUGGUAAGAUGUGGAUUGGUUUCACUGAUUUUAUGGAACAAUUGUUAGAAGAAGAAUCUUGUGUAAUGAAUGAAAUGGAAAUUGAUAGAGUUAAUGUAGUUAGGAAAUUGUUGAUGAUGUCGAAAGAUAAAAGGAUUGCUUUGAGUAAAAUUUAUCAUAAUAGACUUUUAUUUGGUAUACCUGAAGAUUUUAGGGAUAGGUUAGGGAAGUACGAGGAUUAUUUUAAGGUUGUUGUUGAGGGAGAUGGGAAAAGGGUAGUUGAGCUUGUGAAUUGGGAUCCUACAUUGGCGGUUAGCGCGUUGGAAAAGGAGUAUAUGGUUGAUGAGGAUAAGGUUAAGAAGGCGUUUAAGUUUCCGAUAAAACAUGGGAAGGCAUUGGAUUUGGAUGAACGCGAUGAAAGGAAGUUGAAUUUGUUGUAUACGUUGCCAUUAGUUUCGCCUUAUUCUGAUGGGAGCAAGUUGGAUUUGUGGACUGUUGAGGCGGAGAAGUUUAGGGUUGGAUUGAUUCAUGAGUUCUUAAGCUUGACGUUGGAGAAGAGAGCUUAUAUACAUAACAUUGUGGAGUUUAAGGAGGAGUUUUGUCUUACGAAGCAUACUUAUCAGAUGUUGUUGAAACAGCCUCGGACGUUUUACUUGGCUGGUACGGAAAUGAAUUGGUCGGUUUUUCUAAAGGAUGCUUACGGGGAAGACGGGGUUUUGCUAAAUAAGGAUCCACAGGUGCUGUUCAAUGAGAAACUUUAUAGAUAUGCAGAUAUGAAAGGUAUUGACGCUGACAAUGAUGCCUAUGAGACAUGAAAGGUUGAAUUAACUUUUACUUUUUGUGUAAAUUACGGUGAUGAUGGAGCUUCAUAGAGCAGAAUUUGAACCAAGAACAAUUGUUGGAUGAGGAAGGUAAAAUAAUGAAUGAAAUGGAAAGUGAUAGAGUUAAUGUAGUUAGGAAAUUGUUAAUGAUGUCAAAUGAAAAGAGGAUUCCUUUUGAGUAAACUUUAUCAUAAUAGACUUUUAUUUGGUAUACCUGAAGAUUUUAGAGAUAGGACAGGUAAGUACGAGGAUUAUUUUAAGGUUGUUGUUGAGGGAGAUGGGAAAAGAGUAGUUGAGCUUGUAAAUUGGGAUCCUACAUUGGAGUUAGCGCAUUAGAGAAAGAGUAUAUGGUUGAUCAGGAUAAGGUGAAGAAGGCGUUUAAGUUUCUGAUAAAACAUGGGAAGGCAUUGGAUUUGGAUGAACGCGAUGAAAGGAAGUUGAAUUUGUUGUAUAUGUUGCCAUUAGUUUCGCCUUAUUCUGAU
Messenger RNA from Lycium barbarum (goji berry), 1823 nucleotides. Its product is annotated as protein WHAT'S THIS FACTOR 1 homolog, chloroplastic-like. Gene Ontology annotation, molecular function: RNA binding. Lineage: Eukaryota; Viridiplantae; Streptophyta; Magnoliopsida; Solanales; Solanaceae. The record is from RefSeq and is a predicted model, not a curated record. The transcript has a single exon. Bases 130 to 1335 code for a protein of 401 amino acids.